CUUCCUAUCACUCUCGCGCUUCCGUGGCUCUCCUUCACUCCACAGCUCCCUCUCCCGGAUCCACGGCUGCCUUGGCGGUUUCCGAACUCUUUCGUAUUCUUCACGGCGCUGGAAGAGCCCGAAAACGUCGCCUAUUUAUUCGCCAGUUUCCGAGAGCCAUGCGGACAUAAAUAUCAUAUAGGGAGAGUACUUAACGGCCAAACUCAGUCCUCAUCUUGGGUUUCCUUCUCAGGAUGAUCUCUGCUUCUCGGGAAGCUCUCGGAUAGGAAUCAGCCGGAAUUGGAGCUUCCCGAAGGUAAAGAUCGGAUCUUUUCGCUGUUUUCGAUCUAAAGAUGCGAUCUUGGAGUUUGUUCUGAGGGAAGUGUAGUAGUUUUUCUGGAAUUCGAACUCCCACAAGUUUUGCUCGAAUUUUGUGGAGUUCUUGUUGCGGAAUUGGUAUUGGAUUGAGUGGAAUACUUGGGAUUGAAGUCGCCAGAAGUGAAAAAAAUCUCUUUUUUGGCGGCUCUUCUGAUCUGGUUAAGAUGCAAGAUAGGGUUUUGACAUCGGAGGAUGGCAAGGAUUCUUCGCAGAGGACCCAGUCAAGGGUUUUUCCGUCGAGGAUUCUCAAGUUUCUCACGCUGUUCGUGGUUCUGGGUGUCGGAUUCUGUGUCCUCGCCACGUAUAUAACUUGGUAUUUUAACCUUCGGGCGAUUGGAUUCCACGCUCUCCCUGUCAUCAAGCCCUGCGUCGUGGAGGAGCAGAGUGAACUUAGACGUUGGAUCAAGCCUCCGCCCAGCCUGAUGCACAACAUGAGCGAUGAGGAGCUCUUUUGGCGUGCUUGCUUUGCUCCUCAGGUGCAGAAGUAUCCGUUUAAGAGGGUUCCCAAGGUUGCCUUCAUGUUCUUGACUAGAGGACCUCUGCCCCUGUCUCCACUUUGGGAGAAGUUCUUUAAAGGGCAUGAGGAACUUUACUCCAUUUACAUCCAUUCCCUGCCAGGUUAUCAGCCCAACUUCCUGCCAUCCUCAGUCUUUUAUAAGAGGCAGAUCCCUAGUAAGGUAGCUGAGUGGGGGAAGAUGAGCAUGUGUGAUGCAGAGAGGCGGCUCCUUGCAAAUGCAUUGCUUGAUCUAUCCAAUGAAUGGUUUGCCCUGCUAUCCGAGUCAUGCAUUCCUCUAUACAACUUCAACAUUACCUACCAAUACUUGAUGAGGUCUAGGUACAGUUUUGUUGGAUCAUUUGAUGAUCCUGGUCCUCAUGGAAGGGGACGGUACAACCCGAGGAUGACACGUGAGGUCAACAUUACACAGUGGCGUAAAGGGGCUCAGUGGUUUGCAGUGAAUCGAAAACUUGCAAUCGAUAUAGUCAGUGAUGCCAAAUAUUACCCAAAGUUUAGAGAUUUCUGCAGGUCAUCAUGCUAUGUGGAUGAGCACUACUUUCCCACCAUGCUUACAAUAGAGUCGCCACAUCUUAUGGCAAAUAGAACUGUCACCUGGGUAGACUGGUCAAGGGGAGGGGCACACCCUGCAACUUUUGGAAGGGCAGAUGUUACUGAAGCAUUUUUAAAGAAGAUUCUUAAGCGCAAGAGUUGUUUUUACAAUGAUCAGCCGUCGUCAGUUUGUUUCCUCUUCGCUCGCAAGUUUUCUCCAAACACCUUGGAGCCUUUGCUACAAUUUGCACCCAGUUUGCUUGGGUUUAAAUAAUUAGCAGUGAAGUAGUCGAAUAGGUUUAUGAGGAGGUGUGUGUGUGCGAGUUAUUAAAAAUUACUAGGUAAUUUUACGGCCAAAAUAUAUAUUCAAGUAAAUUGUUAAAUAUAUAACCAAUUUCUUAUUUACAGCAAAUUAUCAGAUGCAAGGUUUACCAUACAACUCAGAUUACAGGUUACAAUUGCAAGUUUUCUUGUACAAGGUAAUCUGUUCUUUUCAUGUUAACUUCAUCCUUUUAAGAUUCUUUCACAGCUAGCCUUUACAAUAUCUAUUUUCACUCUUAUUAGAAUUUUAGGUUUUUGUCAAAUGUUUCAAUUUUGAGGAAUAUUGUAGCCUGUGAUCUUGGAGAACAAUUGAUGAAUUGUAUUAUAGAGGCCCCCAAAGCUUCCGGCCAGUGGCUGUAAAAAGAGUCCACUAUUGUCAUUGAUCAAACAACACAAGAAUAGAUUUGUUUCAUGUUUUCUCCAA
Phoenix dactylifera (date palm) is the source of this 2147-nucleotide messenger RNA. RefSeq names its product glycosyltransferase BC10-like. Gene Ontology annotation, molecular function: glycosyltransferase activity. Gene Ontology annotation, cellular component: membrane. Lineage: Eukaryota; Viridiplantae; Streptophyta; Magnoliopsida; Arecales; Arecaceae. The record is from RefSeq and is a predicted model, not a curated record.